GCCGCGCUGUUGCCAACAUGGAAACAGCCAGCUGUAGCAGCAGCAGCAGCGAUAGUACCGUUAAACCGGCAGAACAGCCGCCAGAUGAAGGUGUGGAGGCGGACAAGUCCAUGUUGAGGUCCGACAGUGCCCAGUCUGGUCCCUCAAAUAACGCCCUGCCUUUUGGAAACUUGACAAAUCACAGUGGGAGUGGAGAUGAUUCCCUGGACGGCCUCCCGAACUGUGCCCCCCGCUGCCCUUUGACCCCGUCUCUGUCACCACGGAAACGGACAACCAGCCAGUCCAAAUCGGAGCCUCCGCUGCUGAGGACGAACAAGCGCACCAUCUACACCGCCGGCAGACCCCCGUGGUACAACGUCACCGGGACCACCUUCAAGGAGGCCUUUGUUAUUGGCCUGUGUGGAGGAAGUGCUUCGGGUAAAACCACGGUAGCCAAUAAGAUCAUCGAAGCGCUGGACGUCCCCUGGGUGGUUCUGCUCUCCAUGGACUCUUUCUACAAGGUGUUGAACAAAGAAGAGCAGGAGCUCGCGGCUAAGAAUGAGUAUAACUUCGAUCACCCCGACGCGUUCGACUUCGAGCUGCUGGUCACCGUCCUGAGGAAGCUGAAGAAAGGAAAGAGCAUCAAAGUGCCCGUGUACGACUUCACGUCUCACGGCAGGCGCAAAGAAUGGAAAACGGUGUACGGGGCCAAUGUCGUCAUCUUUGAGGGAAUCCUGGCGUUUGCCAACAAGGAGCUGCUGAAGCUGCUGGACAUGAAGGUGUUUGUGGACACAGACUCUGACAUCCGCCUGAUACGGAGGCUGAAGAGGGACAUUUCACUGCGUGGGCGGGACAUCAGCGGCAUCAUCAAACAAUACAACAAGUUCGUAAAGCCGGCGUUCGAGCAAUACAUCGAGCCCACGGUGCAGUCUGCGGACAUCGUGGUGCCCAGAGGCGGGGAAAACUUUGUAGCUCUGGAUCUGAUUGUUCAGCACGUUCACAGUCAGCUGGAGAAGAGGAAGCUGCGCUGGGAUAUAUCGGCGCUCGCCUCGGCUCACCAGGGUCAGCCGUUACCCACAACCCUCAGCGUGAUGGAGAGCACGCCUCAGGUCCGCGGCAUGCACACCAUCAUCAGAAACAAGGAGACCAACAGAGAUGAGUUUAUCUUUUACUCCAAGAGAUUAAUGAGGCUCCUGAUAGAGCACGCCCUCUCCUUCCUGCCUCUCAAGCCGGUAUCUGUGGAAACGCCUCAGGGGGGCACAUAUGAGGGGAAGAGGCUGAGUGGAAAAAGAAUCACAGGCGUUUCCAUCCUGAGAGCAGGCGAGACGAUGGAGCAGGCUCUGAUGGCCGUGUGCAAAGACAUCCGGCUGGGGAAGAUCCUGAUCCAGACCAACCACGACACCGGGGAACCGGAGCUUCACUACCUCCGCCUGCCCAAAGACCUCACGGAGGAUUACGUCAUCCUGAUGGACAGCACCGUGUCCACCGGAGCUGCUGCUCUCAUGGCCGUCAGAGUGCUGCUGGACCACGAUGUAGCGGAGGAUAAGAUCUUCCUCAUCUCGCUCCUGAUGGCGGAGAUGGGCGUCCACUCGGUGGCCUACGCCUUCCCUAAAGUCCGCAUCAUCACCACCGCCGUGGACAAGGAGGUCAACGACCAGUUCCACAUCAUCCCCGGCAUCGGUAAUUUUGGAGACCGUUACUUUGGCACCGACGCUCCGUCAGACUGGUGUGAGAGCGACGAUGGGAUGGACAUCUGAAGGGAGAGUGGAGGGUUGUUACAGAAGCACUUACAGCCAUUCAAACGUUUAAAUAAAAAAAAGACUCUCCUUCAUCCCUCGCUGCUCCUCCACGCUGAGGAGGUGAAGCUUUAAUGAACUCCUUCCUGUUCAGACGAGCAGAGUUCACCGUCACGUCAGUCGGAGAGAAAAGUGGAGAUUUAUUUGGAGGAGUUUACAGAAAGUUUAAAAAGGGGUCGAAGUGUUUCCCGUCCUGCAGGAAGAAUUGUUCACAUUCUUGUAAUUAUUUCACUGCGAUCUCAAAAAAGGCUCCCAACGUACUUCUACAGAUUAAGAGAAAUGCUUGAAUAUUGUGUAAAUAAUGUGUCGCCAAAUAAUGUGUUUUUGUUGCUGAAGCUUUGGAGUUGAUGCUUGAAUUAUACGUACUGUCCGAUUUACUGGAAGAGGCUUAAAGCGGCCCUACUGUGACUUUCAUGUUCAUAAAGCUCUUUUCCUCUUA
Gymnodraco acuticeps is the source of this 2214-nucleotide messenger RNA. RefSeq names its product uridine-cytidine kinase-like 1. Gene Ontology annotation, molecular function: ATP binding; kinase activity. Gene Ontology annotation, cellular component: cytoplasm. NCBI's taxonomy places the organism in Eukaryota, Metazoa, Chordata, Actinopteri, Perciformes, Bathydraconidae. The transcript is spliced from 16 exons. Bases 18 to 1736 code for a protein of 572 amino acids. The record is from RefSeq and is a predicted model, not a curated record.